CAUAUCUGGAGAGCAUUAGUUUCUCAGCUACAAAGCAAACAAGAUUUUGGAGUAAUGCAAGAAUUGCUGUGGUCAAAAUGAACAUCACUGGCAUGGAACACUUUCAGGCAGAGGUUAGCAAUGGUAACUCCACACCUGGCAUAAAUGCAACAUUGGAAUGGAGGUAUGGAGCAAUGGGAAAGCUAACAGAUCUGGCCAUAAGUAUCACUUCUAUCAUCAUUUUGUUCAUCACAAUGAUAUCUCUGGGCUGCACAAUGGAAAUAUCAAGGAUCAAGGAAUAUAUCUUAAAGCCAAAAGCGGUCCUGAUUGCAUUGUUUUCUCAAUAUGGAAUUAUGCCUUUAACAGCCUUUAGCCUUUCAAAGAUUUUCAGACUGUCUUCCAUCGAAGCUCUCUCUGUCCUGAUCUGUGGAUGCUGUCCUGGUGGAACACUUUCCAAUAUCUUCUCACUAGCAGUGGAUGGAGAUAUGAAUCUCAGUAUUGUGAUGACCACAUGCUCUACAACGUUGGCACUUGGCAUGAUGCCCCUCCUUCUUUAUCUCUAUUGCAAGGGCCUGUCAUUGGUUAAUAAAGUGCCAUACAGAAAAAUUAUUUUAACCCUCGUCUCAACACUCAUUCCUUGCAGUAUUGGCAUCUUUCUCAAUCACAGGUAUCCAAAGUAUUCAAAGGUCAUAACCAAGACUGGCCUGUUCAUUUUUCUCAUUGCUGCAAUAAUAAUUGUCAUCUUGUCAGUAACAUUGAUUGGGGCUACUUUGUGGACUAUUUUCAUCCCUCGCCUCAUUGUCACCACAGCACUGAUGCCUGCUGUUGGAUACACUUUAGGAUAUGCCCUUUCAAGUUUAUGCAGAUUAUCUAAAAGGUGCACACGGACAGUUUCUAUGGAAACUGGAUUCCAAAACAUUCAGCUCUGUUCCACCAUCCUGAAAGUUACUUUCUCUCAAGAGGAGAUUGGUGCUCUUUAUUUAUUUCCAAUAAUCUUCUUGGUAUUUCAGCUUACAGAAGCACUAGUUCUUGUAAUGAUCUACCGAAGUUAUGAAAGAAUAAAGAAACAUAAACAAAAUGAUACCAAAAUGAUCUGUCUGACUCUGGAGAACACAACGGAUCAUCUUACGCUUCCUGAACCUGACAGACCUCGUGACUCAGCAGUGAUCUUAAAACAUAACAUGGAGCAUUGAGAGAAUUCACAUCAACUGUUUUACAUAGUGUAUUUUUAUUCACAUACACUCAGUGGCCACUUUAUUAUUAUUUAUUUAUCGAGGUACAGCAUGGAAUAGGCCCUUCCAGCACUUCAAGUCAUGCCACCCAGUAACCCCCAAUCUAACCCUAGUCUAAUCACGGGACAAUUUACAACGACCAAUUAACCUACCAACUGGUACAUCUUUGGGCUGUGGGAAGAAACCUUACAGCCCAUUAGAAACCCAUGCAGUCACGGGGAGAAUGUACAAACUCCUUACAGACAGCAGUGAGAAUUGAACCCGGAUGCUGGUAUUGUAAAAUGUUGUGCUUGCCAGUACUCUACCACGUUCCUGUUCCUAAUAAAGUGCCACUGAGUUUAUGUUUGUGGUCUUCUGCUGCUAUAGUCCAUCCAUUUCAAAGUUUGGUGUGUUGUGCAUUCAGAGAUGCCCUUCUGCACACCAUUGUUGCGGUGGUUGUCCAUCAUGUCUGACGAUGACAGGAAACCUGUGAGGAAGAGUUUUUAAAGUGGAAAAGCAUUGCACUGGGGCAGUUCCACUCUCUCAACCUCACAAGUCCAGGUCAAGUGGUACGAACAAGCAGCACAAGCUAGGGUCUUCCUUGGUCGCAGUGGAUGACCAUGACCUUCAUGCCCCUGUCAUGCUCUUCGCUCUCCUCUCUCCUCGAGCGUUGCAGUGCUGCCUUCCUGGCCAUUGGACCUCACUGUUGAUCUCGUCCACCCAGUCAUCCGGAGCUGACUUCACAGGCUCGGACAGGCAUGUCCCUAUCCAACCUGUCAAAUUGGUGUACCAGGGUGUGGUCCAUGUCACAUGCAAGCAGCUACUUGGAGCCACAGCUGAGAGCUAAGUGUCCAGUGGGGACCAAAAGUGAGGGAGCUACCCCAGAAUGAACAUGACAAGUCCCUUCACCAGAGGUACUAACCCCUCCCUGGAUACUCCUUACACCUUACUGUUGUAACAUUUGGUUAUUUGAGUUACUGUCACUUUCCUAUCAGCUUGAACCAGUCUGGCCACUAUCCUCUGGCUUCUCUUUAACAAGCCGUUUUCACCCAUAGAAGUGCUGGUCACUGGAUGUUUUUUGUCUAUCAUACCAUUCUCUAUUAACUUUAGAGACUGCUGUGCAUGAAAAUCUGAGGAUAUCUGCAGUUUCCAAAAUGCUCAAACACACCGCCAGGCACCAACAAUCAUUCCAUGGUCAAAGUCACUAAGAUCAUAUUUCAUCCCCAUUCUGAUGUCUGGCCUGCACAACAACUGAAUCUCUUGACCAUGUCUGCAUGCUCUUUAUGCUUUGAGUUGCUCCCACAUGAUUAGCUGAUUAUAUAUUUGCAUUCAUGGUCUAGUGUACAGAUAUACCUAACAAAGUACCCACUGAGUGUACGUUCCACCAGAUUAAAUCUAUUACAGAAAACACAGAUAGUUUUAUAAAUGAAACCUACUUAACUACCUUCCUUGAAACAGUAAAGUCAACAUUUUAUAUUUUGCAUUAUAAAAUCUCUGUAUAUUUUCCACCAGGUUUGUGAAGGUUCAAGUGUUGAGUAAGUAAACCCUCCCCAAGGUCAGAUAGGAUUCAAUUUCAGUUAACUGUUCAUAACCUGCACACUUUACAAAUUGAAAAUACAGCUGCAAAUGAGUUCCCACACACCAGAGCACUCCUGCAUUUGGCAAACCCAUCUCAUCGGUCUUUUAAGCUCUUGAUUGUAAUGCAUAGGAGCAUAUGAAAUCAGGCACUUGUGGAGGACCUGCAUUUAAGGCAGAGAUCAAUGGAUUUUGGAUAUGACGGGAAUCAAGGAAUAUGGUGUUAGUGAAAGAAAGUGAUGCUGACAAAACCAAAUCAAUUGUGAUCUUAUUGAAAAGGAAUACCGUAUAGGCAUGAGAGGUUGAAAAGCCUACUUCUGUUCUAUUUCUAAUGUUAUGUACGAAAGUUUCAGUGGUUACUUUCUUUUCUCAGGAAAUUGUAUGUUGAAGUCCCUCUUCAGUGAAGAACACUAAUGCAGAAUGUUAUGGAAGGAAAACUGCUUUGGGACGUAGGACAGAAGACCUUUGUGCUCUCUCAGAAGGACGUAAAAGACCCUGAACUAUCAUCAUUAGAAAGUGAAUGAUCUGGUCACUUAACACUUUCAUCUCUGUAGGUUCUUCCUGGGCUCAAAGCUGGCUGCUGUGAAGACACUUUGGGGACAACAUUUUAAGCAAGGUGAAAUGCUUAAGGACAAAAGAAAUGAUCGCCUGAAGCUCAGUCCCAUUGUUAAUGCUAGACAUGCAGUAUGGAGAUUUGAGCUCUGCCUCAGAAUUUCAUUCCAACAACUUCAGUGGAACUCAUUUCAGAAACUGAGCACAAAAUGCAGUUGUCGAAGCACUGCACGUCCAGCAGCACUGAGAGGGGAUGGUUUCUGUUGAUUUUAGUUUUUUAUUUAUAAAAACAUAACUUUGUAACAUUUUAACAGUUUUUUAAAUCUUUGUGAUUUUCAAAGGCAUUUAAUAGCCUUAUUAACUUUGACAUUGACAAAGCUGUGGGUGUGGUUUCCCACAAGCCAAAACAUUUCAGUGGUGUUUUGUGGGCAAGGCUCAUUCUUGUUUACCCAUGUUCCCCAGUUACAUUACAGCAUGCACAGCGUAAUCCUGUUAGGAAAAAUAGAACUUCCAAUUAUUAUAGAACAGCUCUAGACUCAUGAUACUCCAAAACAAAUUAGAAAUUCUGAAGCUUAGACAUUGCUCAUUGCCAACAUCCAAAACAUUGCUGGAAUUAAUAUUGAACAACUUCCCUGCCAUGUUUCAAAAUGUGCCAUGUGCCUGGCUAUCUGAGAGGACAGGAAUACAGUUUAAUAUGUUUUCUGAAAAAAGGCAUCACAGGCAGUAAAAUAUCUCAUGUACUGAGAAGUCAUCUGCACUUGUGUAAUCAAGUCUCUAGUAUGGGUGUUGAAUCCUGAACCUUCUGCUUCCAGAGUAAAUCAGAUACUUAGGGUCUUCACACCCAAACUUGCUGUACGAAGGUGUAGUGCCUCAGCAAUUUGAAGCUUAUCCCAGUCUACAUGAGGGACUCAAGUUUUCAAAUGGUUAAACUUCCAACCCACUCAAUAAUGCUAACAGAAAGGAGUAAAAACAUACAGAUUAUUAUCAAUUUUAACAAUGAAAGAAAACAUUGUUGUGGUGAGUAACAUGGUAAAAUAAUUAUUGGGAAAAUUUGUGUGCAGUUCUGAACUAACAUCUAGAAAGCUAAUUCUAAAUUGUUUGAAGGCAGUGAUUUUACUGUGCCUGUUGAAACUAAUUAUAUUGGUGAAAAGAAUAUCUUUCUUUCUUUAUAUCUAGUACUACCAGGUCUUUCAGAAGUACACCAAUAAACUACA
This is a messenger RNA of Mobula hypostoma (lesser devil ray), 4531 nucleotides long. RefSeq names its product solute carrier family 10 member 1 (gene slc10a1). The record is from RefSeq and is a predicted model, not a curated record. Lineage: Eukaryota; Metazoa; Chordata; Chondrichthyes; Myliobatiformes; Myliobatidae. Gene Ontology annotation, molecular function: bile acid:sodium symporter activity. The coding region runs from base 78 to 1172 and encodes 364 amino acids. The transcript is spliced from 5 exons. Gene Ontology annotation, cellular component: membrane. Gene Ontology annotation, biological process: bile acid and bile salt transport.